Mercenaria mercenaria is the source of this 7939-nucleotide messenger RNA. Its product is annotated as paxillin-like. The transcript is spliced from 10 exons. Bases 322 to 1728 code for a protein of 468 amino acids. The record is from RefSeq and is a predicted model, not a curated record. Lineage: Eukaryota; Metazoa; Mollusca; Bivalvia; Venerida; Veneridae.
ACUCCAACCCCUCAAGACAUACCAGACACAAUUCCUCCACCCCAACAGUUUGGGGACCAGCCAUUAUAUGAGACACAAAACAUUCGGCGAGACUAUCAGAAACGAAUUUCCAGUUCUUCACAGUCAUCACAGGGCUCAACUGAACCUUCUGUAAACCUGUACCAGCAGGCGCAGCCCCAAACACACUAUCAACAACAACCUCCCAGCCAUCAGUACCCACCCCCUCCAGGUCAGUCGUAUCAGCAGCCACCCCCUCCGGCUCAGUCGUACCAGCAGCCGCCCCCUCCUGGUCAGUCGUACCAGCAAAACCAGCCUCAAGGAAUGUCGGCAAUCAGUAAUAAUCUGUCAGAGCUAGACCAGCUCUUGUCAGAUCUCAACUCGGCUCAAUUUAUGGCGGAGGUGGAUAAGAAACAUCCAAGCUCAGGUAAAAUGCCACCUCCGGUAGCACCAAAACCAGGACGUGGCGGUCAGACUGGUGGUGGUGGUGGGACGGUAGACAGUCUUUUAGAUCAGCUAGAAAGUUCAGUACCACAAACACCUAAUUCACGAGGGGGUGGAUACCCAGGGCCAGAAAAUGAAGUGAACAGCUACCAGUAUGACACAAGAGGACAAAAUCAAGCCCAGACAUAUAACUAUGCCCAUGAACAAGAACAUUUACAACCAUAUAACUACGCUGAACCUAAACAAGCGGUACAGACUCAGAGUGCUGCUACCCAGGAACUUGAUGAUCUGAUGUCUACUCUCUCAGACUUUAAAAUGAAAGACAAGGCGCCAAGCCAGCAACAAGCCACAGUAAACCCUAUGAGACGGUCCCCGUCACCAGGCAGCGAACCUUCCUAUGCUAAACCACAGAAAAGUCGAAAUCUAUCACAGUCUAGCAGUGCUAACAGUAGUUUACAGAGUAGCAGUAUCACUGGUAAUGCAUCGGGUAGUUCAGCUCAAGGUGGUCAGUUAGAGUCCAUGCUGGGUGACCUUCAGUCUGACCUGAACAAACAAGGUGUGAGCACCAAAACUAAGGGUCUGUGUGCAGCUUGUAACCAGCCAGUUGUUGGACAGGUGAUUACAGCUCUAGGCAAGAUAUGGCACAUUGAGCAUUUUAACUGUGCUCAGUGUCACGAAACUCUUGGAACGAAGAAUUUCUACGAGCGAGAUGGUAUGGCAUAUUGCGAAAGAGACUAUCAUUCACUGUUUGCUCCUAGAUGUGGGUACUGUAACGGACCUAUAGUAGAUAAAUGUGUGACAGCAUUGAACAAUACCUGGCAUCCUGAGCAUUUCUUCUGUGCACAGUGUGGGCGGCCAUUCGGAGAUGAAGGUUUUCAUGAAAAAGAUGGAAAGGCUUAUUGCAGAGCGGACUUCUUUGAGAUGUUUGCGCCGAAGUGUGGUGGGUGUGGGCGUGCUAUAGUUGAUAACUAUAUCUCUGCUCUGAAUAGACACUGGCAUCCGGAGUGCUUUGCUUGCUGGGAAUGUCAUCAGCCAUUCGGAGGUAGCAGUUUCUUUGACUACGAAGGUCUGCCUUACUGCGAGACACAUUACCAUCUCAAGCGUGGUUCUCUGUGUGCCGGAUGCCAGAAACCAAUAGCUGGGCGAUGUAUUACUGCCAUGUAUAAAAAGUUCCAUCCGGAGCAUUUUGUGUGUGCGUUCUGCUUGAAGCAGUUGAAUAAAGGAACAUUUAAAGAACAGAAUGAUAGGCCAUAUUGUCAUCCAUGUUUUGUUAAAUUGUUUGGGUAAAAAGGAUUUUAGUUCAAACAGCACUAUUUCAUCUUUUUCAUGAUUUUGUUAUUAGAACUCUUUAGUGUACCGGUAAUCAUGAUUUCAUGUAUUUCUGCACAUCUUUAUUCAGGUUUAGGGUCAUUACUCAUUACUAAGAGUUUGAAUUCUUAUGUAAGUGCAUUUUGAAAUAGCUUUUGCAAGCAAGACUUCAGUCUGUUUUUGUGUGUCUAUUUUAUAUGGUGAACAAGAUGAGAGACUCCUUUGAAAAUUGUUUCUUCUCAAGGAAACCCUGUUUAAUAGGAAUAUUGACAUGGAUUUUGAAUAUAAAGUAUAUGAGAUUCUUCUUAAAGAGUCUCACCUUUUAGAUUUGUGUCAGAUUUUCAAAAUUUAGAAAAAUCCCAGUUACUUUCAUUAUUGUAGAUAUAAAUUAAAAACAGAGUGUUUCCGUAAGUUUUUAUGCAGUGUCUGUUCAAAUAAACACUUGUGUCAUCUAUAAAGUAAAAUUUUAAUAUGAAAUAGAAGAAAUUUAGAUUGUACCCUGAAAAUAUCAACUUAGGUGACAUUGAUUUAUAAUUUUUAUAUUAAAAGACAUUGUGAAGGUUGAAAGGAAAACUGUUGUAACUCGUAUUAAGUAUAGAAUUAGUUAAAGUAUGAAGAAGUAUUCCAUUCAGCCCUUGAUUGCUAAUUUAUAGCAGUAACUUUUUGAUACACAUCCGGAGUUUGGUCCCCAAUAUAAUGUGCUUGUUUCUGGACAUGAAUUAUUUUACAAGUAUCUCACCUAAAAUGCAUGUUUUAUCAGUGGGAGGUAAAUGGAAAACAAAAAAAAACUAUGGAAGUUCUGUCAUAAUUUUGUUUUUGAUAAUUUCAACAGUUCAUUGAUCAGGCGAAAAUUACACUAAUGAGCUUUUACAUAAAAGAAUUCUCGCUGCAGGAGUGGGAUGAAAAAGAUUUUUUGGAGAGAUUUUCUUCCAGAUUUCCAAAGGUCAAGUACUGGGUAUCAUAAAUCAAAAAUCUGGAUUUUCUUGUAAUUUAACAUUUUAACAUUUUGUUUAAAUUUCAGUAAAGUCUUGGAUACUGGUAUACAUAAUUGCUUUUGAAAAGAACAAGAUAAAAGAGAUAUAUACACUGUCAUAUAAAAUGUUCAAAAAUGUCUUUGAAUUUCAACUACCGGUAUUUUUACUUUUUCCACAUAUUAAAUAUUGUGAGCUGAUGGUGCUGUAUGCAACACUGUAACAGGUAAAAUUAUGUUACAUUUGAUAAGCAUAGAAGUUAAAGAUUUUGAAAUACUUGUCAGGUACCUAAAUGCUGCAUCUGAUGUGCCCUGUGAUCUUGCACUUCAAAAACAGAUGUUCUCUUUAGAUUCUCUCCCUUGUUUUUUAGAUUCUUUCCCUUUUAUUUAUAUGUUUCUUUCCAGUAUUUUUUUUUUUUUUUGAUAAUUAUUGGUGCUGUUGCGAUUUUGUUUUUAGAAUGAGACAUGAUUAAAGAUGAAAUAUGUUGUUUGAUUUAGAUAGGUUUAACAAAAUGAAAGUUGAAAAGUUUUUUUUUUUGUUUAGAUUGAUUUAGGAAUUGUUGUUUCAUUAAUUAUUUUACAGGUCUGAUGGUUUACUUUCUAUGUAUAUAUUAAGCAUAUUGAUUUGUAUUGUAUAUUACUUGACCUAUUAAAACCAUAAUGAGAAUAUUUUUGUAUGUAGUUUAUAAAUAAAUUAGUAGCCUUUUAUACUGUUUUAUGAAUUAAUUUGUUAUUUUGUUGAUUUGGGAUAAAACAAUGAGCUGUGUCUUAUUAGCUCAUCUGAUUUUUUGAAAAAAAAAUGAUGAGUUAUUGUCAUCACUUGAGCGGUUGUCGGCGUCGGCAUCUGCGUCGGCAUUGCCUGGUUAAGUUUUAUGUUUAGGUCAGCUUUUCUCCUAAACUAUCAAAGCUAUUGCUUUGAAACUUGGAAUACUUGUUCACCAUCAUAAGCUGACCCUGUAUAGCAAGAAACAUAACUCCAUCUUUCUUUUUGCAAGAUUUAUGGCCCCUUUUGUACUUAGAAAAUAUCAGAUUUCUUGGUUAAGUUUUAUGUUUAGGUCAACUUUUCUCCUAAACUAUCAAAGCUAUUGCUUUGAAACUUGGAAUACUUGUUCACCAUCAGAAGCAGACCCUGUACAUCAAGAAACAUAACUCCAUCUUGCUUUUUGCAAGAUUUAUGGCCCCUUUUGGACUUAGAAAAUCAGUUUUCUUGGUUAAGUUUUAUGUUUAGGUCAGCUUUUAUCCUAAACUAUCAAAGCUAUUGCUUUAAGACUUGCAACACUUGUUCACCAUCAUAAGUUGACCCUUUACAGCAAGAAACAUAACUCCAUCCUGCUUUUUGCAAGAUUUAUGGCCCCUUUUGGACUUAGAAAAUAUCAGAUUUCUUGGUUAAGUUUUAUGUUUAGGUCAACUUUUUCUCUUAAACUAUCAAAGCUAUUGCUUUAAAACUUGCAACACUUGUUCACCAUCAUAAGCUGACCCUGUACAGCAAGCAACAUAACUCCAUCCUGCUUUUUGCAAUAAUUAUUGCCCCUUUUGGACUUAGAAAAUCAUUUUCUUGGUUGAGUAUUAUGUUUAAGUCAACUUUUCUCAUAAACUAUCAAAGCUAUUGCUUUAAAACUUGCAACAGUUUUUCACCAUCAUAAGUGGACACUAAACAUCAAGAAACAUAACUCUGUCCUGCUUUUUGCAAGAAUGAUGGCCCUUUGUAGACUUAGAAAAUCAUGGUUAGGACAAUAUUUCUAUUACACAAAAAAAAUCAGAUGAGCGUCAGCACCCGCAAGGCGGUGCUCUUGUAUUAUAGAGGUCCUCAAGUUACCUAAUGAGAGCAUUUUCACUUUGAAUUGUAUUGUGGGCACUAUGGUUAUUAAAAUACAACUGAACCGCAUCUUUGAUCUUUGAUCUAUAGUGCAGCCCAUGUGCUGCUGCAUUGUUCUGUAGUUACUAGUUUUUGAAAUACAAUGGAGCAAGAGAGAAAAAAAAGUACCAGUUAUCUGCAUCUUUGGAUUUGAUUGGAUAUCUUACUUGUUUUUAAUAAUCAUGUUCUGCCUUACUGGACCAUACUAGAACUCAAAGUAAAAAUUCACCAUAAUAUUAGAAGUUAAGUGGUUUGAAUGAAGAGGUAAAUAGAAGUUUUCCAUUUAUUUUGUGCUACCUUUUUGGUCAAUUGUACUUGCAAUUUUCAGAUUUUUACUAGAAUAUUACUGUAUGUUUAUACUUCAUGACUAUAUUUCUAAUAAUAAAUAAAAGGGAGAUAAUUCGCUUUUGAACAUUCUUUGCUAUUUUUAUGCCAAUUUUGAAUUUUUGUUGCAUAUAAACAUGAUGAUAUUUUCUCCUAGAAGUGCUGUAGUCUAUAGUAUAUGUGCUGUGAUUUUACAAUGGAAUACUACAACUUCAAGCAGGCUUGCACAUUCUGGAAGAAACUAACUUAAAUAGUUUACAGGGUUAUUAUCAAGUAGUCAAUGCCUUGGCAUGAUAAAAAUUGGUCAGAUGUGCACAGAUAUAAGGACAAGAGAGUUAAGUCUGAGUGGUAAAGUAUCUGUGCAUCUGAAUGAUGAACCAUGGUAUAUCAGACAUUUAACCACAAGAAGGUCUUAAUUGUUUUCCUAGUAACAUGCUUAUUAAAAUAUUUGAAGUUUGUAUCGUCUUAGAUUAUAUAUUUUCUCACAUAGGAAUUGAGCCUUAUAUAUUACAGUUGUUCAUAUAUUUCAUGUAAUACAAUAUUGGCUGUUGGUUUCAUAUAGCUUUCAGAGACAAACUUUGUGCUCUAUUAUUUUGUGGAAUGAUAGAAGUCAGACUCCAAAAGUAUAAAGUUUGGCAUUGUGUCUACAAGUAGACAUUGUCGUUUAUAUGACUGAAAAAUUGUUGAAAAAAGAUGUUAAACUGGAACACCCUGUAAUAAUUAUAGAACCAUAUUAUUUUCUGUAUUACUUGUUAAAGCACAUGUUUUUCACUGGGUCAAAAUUUUGCGAUUUUGAAAUUUUGACUAUGUUCGCGAGGUUCAGUAUUCGUAAAAUUGUAAAAAUGAUAUCCUACUUGAAUUAGCAUUAUCUAAUGGUGAAUAUUUAUGUGAGGAUUAAUUUUUUGCGAAAUGUAGGGCCUCGCGAAUGUAACGAAAAUUAAACAUUUCUGCUUUUACAGUAUUGGAAGGUUCAUUUAUUUUUAUUUAAGUAAAAUUUAAGCUUGCUUUUCCUGUUUGUUUGUUUUUUUACAGAAGUGUAAUAGCCAGCACUAGUCACUAUAUAGGUCUGUAUAUGUAUAUUUUUUUAUCACACAGAUUAUGUAACCACUGAAAUCAUUCAUUAAGUGCCAUUUUCUCUUCCUACAUCGAACUUGUCUUAGUUCGUUAUGUCAGCUGAAACUCAUAAAGUGUUAAUUCUUAGGAUUGUUUGAAAUCGGCACACCUUCAUACAUGUAUUUAUGUACAGUAUUUAGCAGUUUAUUAAGUAUUGUAAUUUGUUUUAGAUCUUCAUUGUAAAGAUAAAACAAAUUGUUUCAGCAAGUUCUACACAGUAUUCCUACACACACAAAAAAGUGAUACAGUGUGUAAAUUACAGGGUGUAUUGGAAAAAAAGACUUUCUACUACAUUAGUAUGAUAUCAAAUGUUGUACUCCUUAACCUUUACCCUGCUAAAUUUCUAUAAUGGACUGGUCCAUCAUUCAGUUUGGGCAAUACCAUUUAUUAUUCAAAGGGGUGUUCACUGAAAAUAUACUGACAGAAUAGCGAACAGUGCAGACCAUGAUCAGACUGCAUGGAAGUGCAGGCUGAUCUUUGUCUGCACUGGUCGCAAAGGCAGAACCACUUGCCACCAGCAGGCUAAAGGUUAAAAGUCAAGUUAUGAUUUUUACUGAUUCACGACUCUUGAUAUAUUUUAUUGCAGUUUCAAAAUUUUAGAAUUUUAUGUACUUUAAUGUGCAUGCUCCUUUAAGAAAAAGGAUGGUAAAUUAGUAUUACCUUUGACUUACUUUUGAACAUUUUCAUUCUCACUUUAUUGUGCAAAUGGCAUAAUUGAUACAGAUUUUUUGCUCAGGCAUGCUCAUCUUUAUAGAGCUUUUGUAAAGAGUUAUUUCUCUUGCUUUGGGUGGUAGUUGCUAGAAAUACUGUCUUUGCCUGUCUGCCAUCUUUCUUUACUCUAAUAUUAGAGGUAUUAUGAAACUCUCUUUAAAGAUUUUUUUUAAAACUUAUUUAAUAUAAUUCAAUUUUCCCAGUUGCUUCAUCAUUGUGUAAGAAACAUAUAUCUAUUUUAUAUUUUACUGAAAACAACACUUUUUUUAACUUCAUUUAUGGCAUUAUAUAUUACUGUACCCUACGGUGUAAUUUCUUGACACCUUGUUCAUAUAUAUCUACUGUUGUUAGCAUUAUAUUGAAAAGUUUAUUUGCUACAGUUUUGGAUAAAAUUUUCAGAUGUUGCUUUUAUUGUCUUUUGAUGACUGAAUACUUAAUCACAGAGAUAGGAUGUAUGCCGUUUCUAAUGUUUUCAUUUUGAUGAUUUGAAAUUUGUUUUUAUUACAUGUUAAAAUUAUAUUCCCAAGAGGAAAUGAGGUGCCUGGCCAAAUAAAUAAUAUUAUCUUAUUGCAGAGCAACUGUCUUUAAAAGUAACAUUUAAGGUAGUGCAUCCAUAAUGACAGAUCAGAAAUUUCCAUGCGAUUAAUUAUUCUCUGUAUCCCACUUUGAAAUCCUUCGGUUAUAACAUAUAGUUCUUUUUUCAUAACAACCAGAAAAUUGCCAAAAUUGCAGACAAAUAUUAUGUAAUCAAACAGAAAAUGCUGUUUGUUACUACAGACCCAUUACCUUAAUUUGGCUGGCCCACAGUUUGCUUUUGAUAAUAUAUUAGUAAUAUUAUUUCAGUUGUAUGUGAGAAAAAAUAUUGAUUCCAAAUUUUAAUUCUUACUCUUUCUAAAUUUGUGAUAGAUGUUUAAAACUUAUUGUCACAUUAAUUUAGUUUUCAAUAUUUGUUUCUCGGACAUUGUGAUUAAAAAUGGCGAUACCGUUAGUUCUUUUCAGAACAUUCAACAAACUUCCGAUAGGCAGAGUUUUCUCCCUUGAAGGAUAAUUUAUGUAGAUAUUUAUCUUGGUUCUAGGUCUGAAAAAUUAUGACAGUUUGAAAAAUAUUUUUUCCUUUGGUAUAUAAACCAGUUAUAUGCUAGAUCUAUUGACAUUUAUUCUGCUUUCUCAUAUAAAAAAGCAAUAAAAUAUUCAAUAAAUAUGUUAUAUAAUUAUAA